This is a messenger RNA of Diaporthe amygdali, 333 nucleotides long. RefSeq lists its product as uncharacterized. The coding region runs from base 1 to 333 and encodes 110 amino acids. NCBI's taxonomy places the organism in Eukaryota, Fungi, Ascomycota, Sordariomycetes, Diaporthales, Diaporthaceae. The transcript is spliced from 2 exons. The record is from RefSeq and is a predicted model, not a curated record.
AUGAGUGCCUUCCAGAAUGCGAUGAAGUCGGCGAUGAACAAGGAGAAGAACGACAAGAUGAGGUCGAUGAGGGCUGUCGCGAAGGACGCCUGGAAGCACAAGAGCAGGGAAAUCGCCUGUGUCGGCUCGACCAUUACGGACGAGGCCAAGUUCCUGGGACUGGUCAAGAAGGCUUCCGACGAGGCGGAGAAGAUGAACAGCGCUACCCGCAACGCGAAGAUCAACGCAACCAUGGCCGCCGACCCCCCGACGGGGCGAAAGGGCGCUAACGCCAGCGCGAACCACUGGGCCUGGGCAGUUGUAGACGCUUGGUACAUGUCGGGUGGAAGGUAG